GGCGAGAGCAGCGGCAGGAAGUAGUUGCAGAUGCAGUAGAACAGCGGCACUCUAGACGGAAGAAGGCAAUCUCACCUCAUAACUUACUUUCACACGAUUCUUCACACAUUUGCGUCGUAUCUUUAGAACAGAACAAAAAUCAUGGCGCCACAACACACUCUUGCCACCCUUCUCGAAACUCCCGGACCCGGUGAUGAGGUCCUGAGCUUUCUCCACGGUGCCGAGGUUGCUGGUCUCGCCUGCGUGUCGAAGGAGACGCGCAAAGCCGUCUCGCGGAAAGACGGCAAGCUGCGGUGCGUGAACUUAGUGGUACGCUUCAAGUGCGCUGAGGAAGAUGAUGGAGCUACGCUUGUGGCGCAGCGCCGCGCCCUUGGGCACGUGUUCGCGCGAAUGGAUAUCAAUGCGGUCAGAUCGCUCCUUGUCGAGGUCCGUACAGACUUCACGGAAAAAACCCGCAGAGUUCGCGCCGACCAGAUCCUCGACCAAAUUCAGUCGCUGAUGGGGCCGAGGUUGCGGGAGUUUGGGUUGAUGGUCGUGAAGAGCGCGAAACUGGAUACAGAUGAGCACGAGGGUGAAAGCAUCUAUGUUGACCCGGAGACUGCGGAGAGGGAGCCCUUCCAGCACUUUGCGCGGUCACUCGUCUCGCUCUCGCAGCUCGAAGUGCUUUACCUCCCCGGCUCUUGGGCAUGCCACUCUGUUGAUUUUCCUUCCGGUGUCGACGCGCGGCUGCCCGGGCUGAAGGAGUUGCACAUCACCAGUUUCUUCGAUUUUCACGAGAUUACCUCCGCGUCCCUGGUAUGUGCAGUCCUUGGACAGACACAGACCGCGGGCAAUGGAACAGCUUCUGAACCCCUUCCGCCUCCGGGCUCGUCCGACUGUUGCGGCCUCGCGGUUUUUUCCUGCCGGGCGUUGUCGUGCCAAAAUAUUAAAAUGCGCGAAGCUCUGCCAGCUGUUGGGGCGAGGCUCUGGGAGAAAUGUAUCGCACCGUCGCUUCAAAAGCUCUCUCUCCGCGCGAACUGGGAUGGGGACGACCUCAUGGAGGCGGAUUGGUUCUGGGGAUGCUGCAAGGCCGUGAUGCAUCUCGAAGUAGACUUUUUGUCGGACGAUGGAGGUGAAAAUUUUUUCGGUGGGCGCAACUUUCCCGCGUUGAAGUCGCUGACACUUGCCGACCUGCAAUACGCUAGCGACAAUUGGGUUCGAACGGGGCUGUUAGAAGUUUUAGAGACGUUGAAUUUUUCCAAGCAACAACUGGUUUUCUACAACGCGACAAUAUCGGCGGUCGAACUCGGGUCGAUGUACGCCCGUAUGCACUGGGCGCCCCCCUCGCGAAAAGGAUCAGCGUCGCUCCACAACUGGAAGCUGCGGGAGAAAUUAGGGGACAUCGUGAUGGGCGACGACGAUAUUCAUUCAAGCCCCAUUACUACGACAACCCCCAAGAUUACGACCGGUCCACCGCUUUGCCCUAUGUUGGAAAUUGAAGCUACUGCCCACAGGAUGAAAAAUUGAUCGAGUUGCAGAUCCUCAUAGCCUUCUCGCGCCCACGGUUCCCGAUGUACGUACUGCAAGACUGAUUGCCAAGUGCAGAUUCCUUUUACAUAUUCGAAAGAUCCAGCUACCGCCCUAGUGGUCGCUUUGUCGAGCUACGAAGCGCGCCGGCUGGCAGUGUAGCGUGUCAAAAAAGAUAUGAAAUGUUUUCGACCGCACAGAAAAGGAAGCGAGGCCAUUGAGGUUAUUGAGC
Messenger RNA from Amoebophrya sp. A120, 1738 nucleotides. The record is from the annotation of a GenBank genome assembly. NCBI's taxonomy places the organism in Eukaryota, Dinophyceae, Syndiniales, Amoebophryaceae.